This is a messenger RNA of Lactuca virosa, 489 nucleotides long. Lineage: Eukaryota; Viridiplantae; Streptophyta; Magnoliopsida; Asterales; Asteraceae. The record is from the annotation of a GenBank genome assembly.
AUGCAUGGAGCUCCAACUGACUACACGAGCUAUGAAAAGGUUAUGCCAGAUGGGUUUUUCGCUAGAAUGAAAGAUAGAGGAAUGGUUUGUGGUUGGGCACCACAAAUCGAAGUACUUGCACAUGGAGCUGUAAAAGGCUUUGUGUCUCACUGUGGAUGGAACUCCAUCUUGGAGAGCAUGUGGCAUGGGGUCCCUAUUGCAACUUGGCCAUUGAAUGCAGAACAACAACUGAAUGCUUUUUUGGUUGUGAGGGAGUUGGGACUGGCUGUGGAGUUGAGUUUGACAUACAGAAGCAGUGGGACCGAGUUGGUGAUGGCAGAUGAGAUAGAGAGAGCCAUAAAUUGCUUGAUGGACGAUACGAACCCAGUCAGGGAAAGAGUGGAGAAGAUAAGUCAGAAAAGCAGGAAGGCUUUGAUAAAUGGUGGAUCUUCGUUUGUUACACUAGGUAAAUUGGUUGAUGACAUGUUACAAAACAUAGGGGCAGAGUAA